This is a messenger RNA of Sodiomyces alkalinus F11, 1213 nucleotides long. RefSeq lists its product as hypothetical. The transcript has 2 exons. The record is from RefSeq and is a predicted model, not a curated record. The coding region runs from base 317 to 886 and encodes 189 amino acids. NCBI's taxonomy places the organism in Eukaryota, Fungi, Ascomycota, Sordariomycetes, Glomerellales, Plectosphaerellaceae.
UCGCCGGUCCAACACAACGCUCAUCUGGAAACAAGCUCGCUGCUCAGGGGGGCAAUUAGUAUUCUGGGUCAAGAUGAAUGGUUUUCCAAACAUGUCGUUUGUGAAUGCACAAACUCUUGCGCACCAAAGUUGAUUCGGAGCAGACCCCCCUGAAGACAGUGAAGAGAAUCAAGAGACGAAGCAGUGGGCUCAGCUGUUCUCCUAUAAACAGCCCCGGGAGCGUCUUUUCCAAAUACUGUCCUCCAGAUCUAUCCAGCCUAUAACAUGAGAUACGGCUUGUUCCCCCUAACCAUGCAGCAAGGAGGGAGGGCUUAGGAUGAUUCCAAGGUCGACGGCCGACCUUGGGACCUUGGGUGAUACUUUGUCCAGCAAUGCCACAAAUGGGCCGAUCUCCAGGUCCUCUACACCUCCUAUAAUCUUGCAUCCAGUACACCAUUCCGCCAAUGCCAUUAUUCAUUCAGGUCCCCAAAGAAUGGUAUGUGGCUUCUCUGAGGUGGAGACUUUAAAGCCCGCCUUGCCCAUUGUCCAUACCUCUUUGAAUGAUCCAUCACCGUCAUACUUCUAUUCUACUCUCGUCAAAUACAUCAGCCAGCACUUCGAUCCACCAAGCUGUCAGAUUACUGUCAGAACACAUCAACAUCCAUCCUUUUCCCGCUACUACGAGACAGUACGUAUAGAGUCUCUACACUCACCCAAAAAGAGUGCAGCUGAGGACUUUUUAGUCAAUCAGAAUCACCAUCCUCAGAUGGGUGAUCCCGCCCCCGACUCUUCGCAAAGGGUAAAACCUUCUCCGCAAGGCCCUUCGCAAGAAAGCCAGCGGCACCGAUGCCGAAGAAUCAUCCGACGAGAGACAGAACGCGGUUGGAAAACAAAACGCAGAUGGUAAACAAUGGGUCACUGUCCCUAGGCAGUAGGAUGACGCUUGGGAUAUUAUUCAUAGCGAUUCGUCGCGCUUCUUGCCCGAUGCCGAGAUGCCUACUACGGAGGAGCAGAUGAUGGAGACUUUGGAUCGUGUCCAUGCUACUGUUGUUCGUCGCGUCGGUUACAUAGUCAACGUCAGGCGAGAGGCUUGCUGCAGCCUGCGGGCCUUUCACUUUGUUGGAUAGUACAAAGAACGACCAUGGGUAUCUCCGUUAAUAGACAUAGACACAUGUAGUGUUAGUCUUGGGGAAAUUUCGUAUGCCACGACCCACGACUCACAUAGAUAAAGGAG